AUGCAUUGCCCGGACCUGGCGUCAGACCGUCAUUGCUACCUUCGCUUCGAUCCCUUCGCAUAUGCCAACACUUCCCUCGCUGACACUUGUUUCUAUCUAGACCAGAUUGAUCCCAAGACACAGGAAAUCAAACCAUCCUCCGACGACACGUACUCAGACAUCCUCGAACUCGCUGAUGACUUACCGGAUUCAUCGCCGCGGUUCGUCCUGCUGAGCUAUCCACUCACAUUGCCAUCCGGUCGGCUUUCCGUGCCCUACGUCUUGAUCUACUAUCUCCCCGUGAACUGCAAUCCGAACAUGCGCAUGAGCUAUGCCGGUGCCGUCGAACUCAUGCGCAACACCGCCGAAGUCAAUCGCGUCAUUGAGAUCCAGGAUGCAGACGACUUACAGGAGAUCGAGACGAAAUUGAAAGGGGAGGAUUGA
Messenger RNA from Capronia coronata CBS 617.96, 423 nucleotides. RefSeq lists its product as uncharacterized. The record is from RefSeq and is a predicted model, not a curated record. NCBI's taxonomy places the organism in Eukaryota, Fungi, Ascomycota, Eurotiomycetes, Chaetothyriales, Herpotrichiellaceae. Gene Ontology annotation, biological process: actin filament debranching; negative regulation of Arp2/3 complex-mediated actin nucleation. The transcript is spliced from 2 exons. Gene Ontology annotation, molecular function: actin binding; Arp2/3 complex binding. Gene Ontology annotation, cellular component: actin cortical patch. The coding region runs from base 1 to 423 and encodes 140 amino acids.